CGGUUCAUACUAUAUGCUCAGCCACUUCCGCUUGGAAACGAAACCCGAACGAGCACGCUCUUUUGCCUGUCGGCUACUAAUUACUGGAUAUAUGCUGUUUUAAGACAUAUUAAUUAGAAUUGUUUAAAGACAUUCUGUUGUUAUAAACUGGAAAUGGACAAUCCUAUUAUGCAGGGGUCAACAAAAAAAUAUGACAUUCCACUUGCACAUCUGGACUUCAGUUACAUCAGACAGUGCAAAGAUGUCAAAGAGCUGGAGAAGAUAUACAGAAUUCUGAAGUCCAAUGAGGAAGGUUAUUUCCCAGAUCUGGAGAAGUGUUGUGAAGAAAAAAUAUUGGAACUUAAUCCUAACAGUCGAUUGCUCAGAAAGGAGACUCCUCUCUUCACUAAAAGAGAUCUGGAUCUGGAUGAAAGACAGCAAAUUGAUGAAGAUGUUAAGACCUGGUCCAGUGACAUGAAGAUGAUGGAGGGAAAUGUUGCUGGUGGCAUCGCUUCUGGCACAGAUUAUGUACCUGAUCUACCGCCUGUUCGCUCAGGAACCAUAACUCUCACAGCAGAAGGGGCAAAGAGUAGUAAGCCAGCUGGCCAAUCAAACAAAAGGGUGACACCCAGAGAUUACAGAGAAUGGGAUAAGAUCAAUGUAGACAAGGAGCUAGAAAAGGUGGAUGAAGAUGACAAGAAGAAGAAGGAGAGGACAUUUGUGGGCAAUAAGGAAGUAAUUAAUCUGGAGGACACAUUGGACCCUACAGGGCUCACAGAGGCAGAGAAGCUGGUGAAGGCAAACAGAGAAAAAGACAAGGGCAAUGAGGCGUUCCGGUCCAAUGACUUCAAGGAGGCUGUGACGUACUACUGCAGAAGUAUCUGCCUGCUCCCCACUGCUGCUUCAUACAACAACAGGGCUCUUGCACACUUGAAACUGUCACAGUGGCAUGAGGCAAUAUCGGAUGUGAAUACUGUGUUGAAAAUGGAACCAGACAAUGUUAAAGCCCUUAUGAGACGUGGCACAGCCUACAAAGGCCUGAAGAUGUUUGAAAAGGCCAGGCAAGACCUGGAGAUUGUAGUCAGCAAAGAACCAAAUAACAAAAAGGCACAGGAGGCAUUAGCAGAAAUAACCAAAGCAAAAGAAGAGAAGAAGAAAACAGGCAGAAGAAUGCAGAUUGAAGAAGUUGAUGAAGCCGAGGAUCAAGAAAAAUAUACUUCCAAGGGAGUUAAUCAAUCCCAAAAGGGAGAGAAUCAUAUUGGAAAGGGAGAUCACUUGACAAAUGCUGGAAAUGUCAAUGGUCUUAAUGAAGCUAAGAAGCCUGCUAGAAGAAUGAAAAUUGAAGAAGUUGAGGAUGACGAUGAUAAGAACAAUGAAAUUGAAAAUCAUGGAGAGAGGAACAAACUGAAUGGAAAUGCAGAAACUAGGUUUGAGUGCACAGAAUAUACAAUCGCAAACAAUAACAGUCAAAGAGCAAAAGAUAUAUGGAAUGAAGAUGAAGUGACUAAAAGUAAUGACAAUGCAAUUACCGGAGUUCCAAUUGUAGAACAAGAGUUGGUAGCUAGUGAUAUGGCGAUAAAUAAAUCAAACAGUGCACAUCAGAUGGCAAAUGGUUCAGUUGAAAUGACAAAUGGUGAACAAAAGACUGAAAGCAAUCAGAGAAGUGGUUCUCCUGUUGAAAUAAAACCAGAUAUAAAUAUGUCAGAGACUUUUGACAGUGAGUCAAAAGAGAACAAGGAUUCAGUAUUAGCGGAUAAUGGGGUGAAUGAUGAUGACAGCAAAACUCCAGAAGUUCAGUCUGAUAAAACAGAAGACAAUGAUGUGGAUGAAUUUGCAGAUAAUGAAGGUGUUGAGAAUGAUAAAAAGGCAAAGCCAGAGCCAGUAGUUCAGCAUGUGAAGCGUCCUGUGUUCUACAUGACAGAUUAUCCACUGGACUGCCUGAAUCUGAAGGAAGAAGCCACCACCCUGUUCAGGAGCGGUCAAUAUGGGGACGCUGCUAAGGUGUACGGAAACAUUAUUGACAUUUUAGAAAAAGCACCAGACCAGCAGGUGAACCUGUCCCUGAUGUACAGCAACCGCGCUGCAUGUCACCUGAAGACAGGGGACCUCCCCGCCACUGUACGGGACUGCACCACCUCCCUUGAUAUCAUACCCCAUAUGGUGAAACCCCUUGUCAGGAGGGCCAGUGCGUAUGAGCAUCUAGAGAGGUAUAAGCUAGCCUACAGAGACUAUCGCCAUGUGUUGUUGCUGGACAGUCGGGUAGAGCAGGCUCAUCUUGGAACUAAAAGAUGUCAGGGCUAUUUGACUGAAAAAGAUGGACCUCACUGGAGGGCAAACGUUGAGCUACCAAAAGUGAAUCCUACAGAAAUACCUGACAUAGUAGGUCUAGAUGGAAAGUCUACCUCACAGAUGGUUUAUCCAUCACUUACUCCCAGCCAAUCAGAUCAGGACUUUGCCAGCACUGCUCAGCUAUUGGCUAGCUCUCAAACAUCCAGCCACCAAUCAGAUUCCAGUUUAGAAAUAAACAGCAAAUCAGAUGUGAGCUCAGAAACAAAUAGCCAAUCAAAUGCAACCACAGGUUCUGGUGACAGCAGGGAUGCCCAAAAGGAAGUUCAAAAACUGUCAACUCAGGAGUUGUUUGAGAAGCUGAAAGCAGAAGGAAAUGAAUUAGUGAAACAGGGCAUGUUCAAGGAGGCUAUAGUCCUGUACACGCAAUGUGAUGAGACCCUGCCCAACCAGACAGUCGUCUACACCAACAGGGCCCUCUGCUACAUCAGGAACAACCAGGCCAAAGAGGCAGAGGGGGACUGUACAAGGGCGUUGGCACUGGAAAAGGACAAUGUUAAGGUGUUCAGACGAGCGCAGGCUAGAAAG
Molecule: messenger RNA, 2853 nt
Organism: Dreissena polymorpha
Lineage: Eukaryota; Metazoa; Mollusca; Bivalvia; Myida; Dreissenidae
Product: sperm-associated antigen 1-like
Cellular component (GO): mitochondrion; cytosol
Molecular function (GO): heat shock protein binding
Source: RefSeq, a predicted model, not a curated record